Messenger RNA from Schistocerca serialis cubense, 4530 nucleotides. Its product is annotated as myb-like protein X. The transcript has 4 exons. The record is from RefSeq and is a predicted model, not a curated record. Bases 1 to 4530 code for a protein of 1509 amino acids. NCBI's taxonomy places the organism in Eukaryota, Metazoa, Arthropoda, Insecta, Orthoptera, Acrididae.
AUGCUGGUGGGGCGAUUCAAGCAGAAUCGACAAUCCAGGAAGCAACUGACAAAGCUCCGCACACAGCUACUGCGUCAAGCCAUUCUUAAUAAUUACAUGUGUAAGGUAAAUCCUCCCAAAACAUGGAACAAAAAGAGGGUGAUACGGGAGGCGAAGAAGAAGGAGAAGGAGAUACAUCAUUUGGUGGAGGAGAAUCAUUAUGAUGAGCUAGAGGAUGAUUGGUUUCAGGUAGUGGGAGAUGUAGCAGGAGAGGUAGAGAUAGAGGAAGAAAAAGUGAACACGGAAAAGGAGGAUAUGUAUGAAGCGGAAGAGGUGGAGGACACAUUAGAGGAAAAGGUAGAGGAAGAAGAAGUGGAAGAGGUAGAGGAAGGAGAAAUGGAAUAUCAAGUGGAAGAAGAAGAUGAUGAUCUCCAGCAGGAGAAGGUGGAGAAUACACAGGUAGUGGAUGAGGUCGAAACGGAGGAAAUAAAAGAGAAGGAAAGUGAGAAGGUGAAAAUGGAAGCAAUUACAGGAGACAAAGAGACAGAUGAGUACUGUUACUUACAGGAAGACAUCAACACUAGAGAACAGAAUUUAGAGACUGAUGAAGACCUGAUAAGUUUGACCCCUGUUAAGGUAAAUGCUCCCAAAACAUGGAACAAAAAGAGGGUGAUACGGGAGGCGAAGAAGAAGGAGGAGGAGAUACAUCAUUUGGUGCAAGAGAAUCAUUAUGAUGAGCUAGAAGAUGAUUGGUUUCAGGUAGUGGGAGAUGUAGCUGGAGAGGUAGAGAUAGAGGAAGAAAAAGUGAAUGCGGAAAAGGAGGAUAUGUAUGAAGAGGAAGAGGUGGAGGACACAUUAGAGGAAAAGGUAGAGGAAGAAGAAGUGGAAGAGGUAGAGGAAGGAGAAAUGGAAUAUCAAGUGGAAGAAGAAGAUGAUGAUCUCCAGCAGGAGAAGGUGGAGAAUACACAGGUAGUGGAUGAGGUCGAAACGGAGGAAAUAAAAGAGAAGGAAAGUGAGAAGGUGAAAAUGGAAGCAAUUACAGGAGACAAAGAGACAGAUGAGUGCUGUUACUUACAGGAAGACAUCAACACUAGAGAACAGAAUUUAGAGACUGAUGAAGACCUGAUAAGUUUGACCCCUGUUAAGGUAAAUGCUCCCAAAACAUGGAACAAAAAGAGGGUGAUACGGGAGGCGAAGAAGAAGGAGAAGGAGAUCCAUCAUAUGGUGCAGGAGAAUCAUUAUGAUGAGCUAGAAGAUGAUUGGUUUCAGGUAGUGGGAGAUGUAGCUGGAGAGGUAGAGAUAGAGGAAGAAAAAGUGAACGCGGAAAAGGAGGAUAUGUAUGAAGAGGAAGAGGUGGAGGACACAUUAGAGGAAAAGGUAGAGGAAGAAGAAGUGGAAGAGGUAGAGGAAGGAGAAAUGGAAUAUCAAGUGGAAGAAGAAGAUGAUGAUCUCCAGCAGGAGAAGGUGGAGAAUACACAGGUAGUGGAUGAGGUCAAAACGGAGGAAAUAAAAGAGAAGGAAAGUGAGAAGGUGAAAAUGGAAGCAAUUACAGGAGACAAAGAGACAGAUGAGUACUGUUACUUACAGGAAGACAUCAACACUAGAGAACAGAAUUUAGAGACUGAUGAAGACCUGAUAAGUUUGACCCCUGUUAAGGUAAAUGCUCCCAAAACAUGGAACAAAAAGAGGGUGAUACGGGAGGCGAAGAAGAAGGAGAAGGAGAUACAUCAUUUGGUGCAGGAGAAUCAUUAUGAUGAGCUAGAAGAUGAUUGGUUUCAGGUAGUGGGAGAUGUAGCUGGAGAGGUAGAGAUAGAGGAAGAAAAAGUGAACGCGGAAAAGGAGGAUAUGUAUGAAGAGGAAGAGGUGGAGGACACAUUAGAGGAAAAGGUAGAGGAAGAAGAAGUGGAAGAGGUAGAGGAAGGAGAAAUGGAAUAUCAAGUGGAAGAAGAAGAUGAUGAUCUCCAGCAGGAGAAGGUGGAGAAUACACAGGUAGUGGAUGAGGUCGAAACGGAGGAAAUAAAAGAGAAGGAAAGUGAGAAGGUGAAAAUGGAAGCAAUUACAGGAGACAAAGAGACAGAUGAGUACUGUUACUUACAGGAAGACAUCAACACUAGAGAACAGAAUUUAGAGACUGAUGAAGACCUGAUAAGUUUGACCCCUGUUAAGGUAAAUGCUCCCAAAACAUGGAACAAAAAGAGGGUGAUACGGGAGGCGAAGAAGAAGGAGAAGGAGAUACAUCAUUUGGUGCAGGAGAAUCAUUAUGAUGAGCUAGAAGAUGAUUGGUUUCAGGUAGUGGGAGAUGUAGCUGGAGAGGCAGAGAUAGAGGAAGAAAAAGUGAACGCGGAAAAGGAGGAUAUGUAUGAAGAGGAAGAGGUGGAGGACACAUUAGAGGAAAAGGUAGAGGAAGAAGAAGUGGAAGAGGUAGAGGAAGGAGAAAUGGAAUAUCAAGUGGAAGAAGAAGAUGAUGAUCUCCAGCAGGAGAAGGUGGAGAAUACACAGGUAGUGGAUGAGGUCGAAACGGAGGAAAUAAAAGAGAAGGAAAGUGAGAAGGUGAAAAUGGAAGCAAUUACAGGAGACAAAGAGACAGAUGAGUACUGUUACUUACAGGAAGACAUCAACACUAGAGAACAGAAUUUAGAGACUGAUGAAGACCUGAUAAGUUUGACCCCUGUUAAGGUAAAUGCUCCCAAAACAUGGAACAAAAAGAGGGUGAUACGGGAGGCGAAGAAGAAGGAGAAGGAGAUACAUCAUUUGGUGCAGGAGAAUCAUUAUGAUGAGCUAGAAGAUGAUUGGUUUCAGGUAGUGGGAGAUGUAGCUGGAGAGGCAGAGAUAGAGGAAGAAAAAGUGAACGCGGAAAAGGAGGAUAUGUAUGAAGAGGAAGAGGUGGAGGACACAUUAGAGGAAAAGGUAGAGGAAGAAGAAGUGGAAGAGGUAGAGGAAGGAGAAAUGGAAUAUCAAGUGGAAGAAGAAGAUGAUGAUCUCCAGCAGGAGAAGGUGGAGAAUACACAGGUAGUGGAUGAGGUCGAAACGGAGGAAAUAAAAGAGAAGGAAAGUGAGAAGGUGAAAAUGGAAGCAAUUACAGGAGACAAAGAGACAGAUGAGUACUGUUACUUACAGGAAGACAUCAACACUAGAGAACAGAAUUUAGAUACUGAUGAAGACCUGAUAAGUUUGACCCCUGUUAAGGUAAAUGCUCCCAAAACAUGGAACAAAAAGAGGGUGAUACGGGAGGCGAAGAAGAAGGAGAAGGAGAUACAUCAUUUGGUGGAGGAGAAUCAUUAUGAUGAGCUAGAAGAUGAUUGGUUUCAGGUAGUGGGAGAUGUAGCUGGAGAGGUAGAGAUAGAGGAAGAAAAAGUGAACGCGGAAAAGGAGGAUAUGUAUGAAGAGGAAGAGGUGGAGGACACAUUAGAGGAAAAGGUAGAGGAAGAAGAAGUGGAAGACGUAGAGGAAGGAGAAAUGGAAUAUCAAGUGGAAGAAGUAGAUGAUGAUCUCCAGCAGGAGAAGGUGGAGAAUACACAGGUAGUGGAUGAGGUCGAAACGGAGGAAAUAAAAGAGAAGGAAAGUGAGAAGGUGAAAAUGGAAGUAAUUACAGGAGACAAAGAGACAGAUGAGUACUGUUACUUACAGGAAGACAUCAACACUAGAGAGCGGAAUUUAGAGACUGAUGAAGACCUGAUAAGUUUGACCCCUGUUAGAAUAUGCCAGGACAAGAACUGUAGCUGUUCCACUUUAUGGUCUUCUAACGAAUUACCCAAUAGUUAUCAACAGUAUUAUUACGAAAACUGGCACAGCAGCGCUUUUCCUGAAAAACAAGUGUUCACUGAUCUGGCAGAGUGCAUGUCCUCGCCCGUACCUACUGAUGGUGAAGACUUUAGGUAUUACACGUAUCUAGAGUCAGAGGACGAAGAGAUGUUAGAAAAGUCAUGGAACGAAUGUUUUGAAACUCAAGAAUCUCAUCUAGGGCAAGAUGCGGUAGAGGCAAACAUGUCUACUGGAUCAGUUACGCAUAAUGAAGGUGCACACAUUGAAGAGUCUCAGUUUGAGCCUCACAGACAAUAUGGCUGGAAAAGACUAAAAUUAACAGCAGUUUCAACAGUUUUUGAUGUCCUUAAUCCUUCGCAAAAUCUGUCCAAUAAGCGUAAGAAAGGAAUUGGCUUGCCAAAACCAGGGAUACUUUUGAACAGAACUUCAACAGCAUCAAAAUCUAAAGCUGCAGAAACAGAAACAGUGGCUGCAUUAAAGCGAAUAGUAGCAGAAUUGGAGGCAGAGCAUCUAAAGUUAAAAAAAGAAGUGGAAGAAGACAAGGGAAGCCUCUCAUUUCUCUCAGCGGAACAAAUUUCUAAUACAAGAAAAAAUGCAAAUGCUAUUAAACAGUGGUCUGAUGCAGUUGAAGCAGUGGAUGAAAAUAGUAGAAUGUGCUGUAUGAGCAUUGAUGAGAUGGAAAUUAGUGGUACAAAGGAUUUUGAUAACAUAAGCAAGAAGUUUGUAGGAAAUGUAACAUUAGAUGCUAAAGAAGUAACAGGAAACCAUUACACAGGUGUUCUUCUCUGA